UCAACUGCACAGUGAAUUCAGACAAUUGUCAACAUACAUUAAUUAACGGUAAUCAGCCAUAUACGGUUUCCAUUAAAAGACAUUCAUAUUUUGUGUACGGGAUAAUUAUAACAUGGCGUACUACAACAUUACAUACAUCGCCCUUGUGGUAAUUUUCACCUUUUGCCAAACAGGCAAAACUUCACCAAUACGGAGCAAGGGGGGCAAUUAUAUAUCACCUAUGCAAAAUUUCUUGCUAAUGACCGACAAAUACAGAGUCCAUGACACAGAUGUAAAAUUGGCCGACAACUCCACGACAGACCAAACAAGUAAUCCUGAAACACCCGUUUCCGGAAACAUUACUCUACAAAGUCUCGAAGCAAACAGCACGAAAAGUGAUGACAUCAUAAAUACCCACGCAAAAAUUAGUUCCACAGCGGCACCAUCUGCAGUUGUCUCCACAACUUUAAAUUCUACAACAAACAAAAACCAGAAUUCGAACAGCCCGAAAACUGAUCAACUUUCCGGGGGUACUUCCUGAUCUAGGAGCAAAUUUGCCAAUUUGAUUGGAGCACAAAAAAUCUUAAGAAUUCCGGGAUACAGACCACCCAUGUCUCCUCUGGAUUCUACUCCGAUAUCAGUGUAGGAGCAAAGGGGAAAGGUGCCAUGUUAAAUUCCAAAACGAGGACAAGGAAAUCCAUACAUCAUUUUAUUUACCCUCAUUAGCUUUGUUUGCUGGCGAACAAUAACUAAUGAUUGAUGUCUGACUUGACAACGCAGCUUUUAUUUAUUCAUUUUUAUCAUAUCUUUAUAUUCAUGCGAUUUCAUCAUUAAAUUAUUUAUUUCUUUUUUAAA
Saccostrea cuccullata (small rock oyster) is the source of this 834-nucleotide messenger RNA. RefSeq lists its product as uncharacterized. The coding region runs from base 113 to 520 and encodes 135 amino acids. The record is from RefSeq and is a predicted model, not a curated record. Lineage: Eukaryota; Metazoa; Mollusca; Bivalvia; Ostreida; Ostreidae. The transcript is spliced from 2 exons.